This is a messenger RNA of Rangifer tarandus platyrhynchus (Svalbard reindeer), 288 nucleotides long. The record is from the annotation of a GenBank genome assembly. NCBI's taxonomy places the organism in Eukaryota, Metazoa, Chordata, Mammalia, Artiodactyla, Cervidae.
AUGGCUGCUGCCGUGGCUAAGGCACCAGAGAAAACCAAAGUCCCUGAAAAUCCACAGGCUGACGCGGGGCCCUGCGUCCUACAGUCCCGAAGGAGAAGGCAUGAACCUCCGGGGCCAGGGGAACACCCCGGGCCUCCCCACCAGCAGCGGCCUCUGCAUCUGUCCUGCGGGUCCGCGCGCCGCGGGCAGCCGGCCGGCGGAGGGGAGCGCUCGCAGGAGGACGCACGGGAGCGGACGCCCACUGGGGUCCCUCCGACACUCUGGCAUGUUCAUCUGGAGUCCGUGUAA